Cricetulus griseus (Chinese hamster) is the source of this 6466-nucleotide messenger RNA. NCBI's taxonomy places the organism in Eukaryota, Metazoa, Chordata, Mammalia, Rodentia, Cricetidae. The record is from RefSeq and is a predicted model, not a curated record.
UUUGCAUAUCUGUUUUAAACAGAGACCAGAUGAGGAAGCUGUGGUAGAUCAGGGUGGCACCAGCACAGUCCUCAACAUCCACUAUGAGAAGGAAGAGUUGGAAGGUCAUAGAACUCUGUAUGUGGGGGUUCGGAUGCCACUGGGCAGGCAGAGCCAUCGGCACCACCGCACUCAUGGCCAGAAGCACAGGAGAAGAGGAGGGCGGGGCAAAGGAGCCAGCCAGGGCGAAGAGGGCCUGGAAGCCUUGGCCCAUGACACCCCAUCUCAGCGUGUACAGUUCAUUCUUGGCACUGAGGAAGAUGAGGAGCAUGUGCCUCAUGAGUUGUUCACAGAGCUGGAUGAAAUCUGUCUGAGAGAGGGAGAGGAUGCUGAGUGGAAGGAGACAGCCAGGUGGCUGAAGUUUGAAGAGGAUGUUGAAGACGGGGGAGAGCGCUGGAGCAAGCCUUACGUGGCAACUCUUUCUUUGCACAGUCUGUUUGAGCUAAGGAGCUGCCUCAUCAAUGGCACUGUCCUUCUGGACAUGCGUGCAAGUAGCAUAGAAGAAAUUUCAGACCUGAUCCUGGACCAGCAAGAGCUGUUCAGUGACCUGAAUGACAGUAUGAGGGUUAAAGUGCGGGAAGCCCUUCUCAAGAAACACCACCAUCAGAACGAGAGGCGGAGGAACAACCUCAUCCCCAUUGUCCGCUCCUUUGCUGAAGUUGGCAAGAAGCAAUCGGACCCCCAUUCCAUGGAUAAAGAUGGUCAGACUGUUUCUCCUCAGUCUGCUCCAACUACGAAUCUUGAGGUGAAAAACGGAGUGAAUUGUGAACACAGUCCUGUGGACCUAAGCAAGGUAGACCUUCAUUUCAUGAAAAAAAUUCCCACUGGGGCAGAGGCUUCCAAUGUCCUGGUUGGAGAAGUGGACACUCUGGACCGGCCCAUCGUUGCCUUUGUGAGGCUCUCCCCAGCUGUGCUCCUCUCGGGCCUGACAGAAGUGCCCAUCCCAACAAGAUUUUUGUUUAUUUUAUUGGGUCCAGUAGGAAAAGGUCAGCAGUACCAUGAGAUUGGCAGAUCCAUGGCCACCAUCAUGACGGACGAGAUUUUUCAUGAUGUGGCAUAUAAAGCAAAGGAACGAGACGACCUUCUGGCAGGGAUUGAUGAGUUCCUGGACCAAGUGACUGUGCUCCCUCCAGGGGAGUGGGACCCAUCCAUUAGAAUUGAGCCACCCAAAAAUGUCCCUUCCCAGGAAAAAAGGAAAAUGCCUGGAGUUCCAAAUGGAAACAUUUGCCACAUAGAACCAGAGCCACACGGGGGACACAGUGGGCCAGAACUUGAACGGACUGGGCGGCUGUUUGGGGGCUUGGUGCUGGACAUCAAGCGGAAGGCUCCCUGGUACUGGAGUGACUACCGGGACGCACUCAGCUUACAGUGUCUGGCCUCCUUUCUGUUCCUGUACUGUGCCUGCAUGUCACCUGUUAUCACCUUUGGGGGACUGCUUGGAGAAGCCACUGAAGGACGUAUAAGUGCAAUUGAGUCUUUGUUUGGAGCAUCCAUGACAGGGAUCGCCUACUCCUUGUUUGCUGGGCAGCCCCUCACCAUCCUGGGGAGCACUGGCCCAGUGCUCGUGUUUGAGAAGAUCCUCUUCAAAUUCUGCAAGGACUACGACCUUUCAUACCUCUCCCUGCGAGCCUGUAUCGGGCUGUGGACUGCCUUCCUGUGUAUCGUCCUUGUGGCCACUGACGCCAGUUCCCUCGUCUGCUAUAUCACUCGCUUCACAGAAGAAGCAUUUGCCUCCCUGAUUUGCAUUAUUUUCAUCUAUGAAGCAAUAGAAAAGCUGAUUCACCUGGCAGAGACCUACCCCAUCCACAUGCACAGCCAGCUGGACCACCUCAGCCUCUAUUACUGCAGAUGUACACUCCCAGAGAAUCCAAACAACCACACUUUGCAGUACUGGAAGGACCACAACAUUGUGGCUACAGAAGUGAACUGGGCGAACCUGACUGUCAGUAAAUGCCAGGAGAUGCAUGGAGAGUUCAUAGGAUCGGCGUGUGGUCAUCACGGACCCUACACUCCCGAUGUGCUCUUUUGGUCUUGUAUCCUCUUCUUCACCACCUUCAUCCUCUCAAGCACCUUAAAGACAUUUAAGACGAGCCGCUAUUUCCCAACCAGAGUGCGCUCCAUGGUGAGUGACUUUGCUGUCUUCCUCACCAUCUUCACGAUGGUGAUUGUUGACUUUUUGAUUGGAGUCCCGUCACCAAAGCUUCAGGUCCCCAGUGUGUUCAAGCCAACACGGGAUGACCGAGGAUGGUUUAUCAACCCCAUUGGCCCCAAUCCCUGGUGGGCUGUGCUAGCGGCGAUCAUCCCAGCUCUCCUGUGUACUAUCUUGAUAUUCAUGGACCAGCAGAUCACUGCUGUCAUCAUUAACAGGAAGGAGCAUAAGCUCAAGAAAGGCUGUGGCUACCAUCUGGACCUGCUGAUGGUGGCCAUCAUGCUGGGUGUUUGUUCCAUCAUGGGCCUGCCUUGGUUUGUGGCUGCAACCGUCCUGUCCAUCACACAUGUGAAUAGCCUCAAACUGGAGUCUGAGUGUUCUGCUCCAGGGGAACAACCUAAGUUUUUGGGCAUCCGAGAACAGAGAGUUACAGGCCUUAUGAUCUUCGUGCUGAUGGGCUGCUCGGUCUUCAUGACGACUGUCUUAAAGUUUAUCCCGAUGCCAGUGCUCUACGGAGUUUUCCUCUACAUGGGAGUCUCUUCUCUACAAGGAAUCCAGUUCUUUGAUCGUCUGAAGCUCUUUGGGAUGCCAGCCAAACACCAACCAGAUUUCAUCUACCUGCGGCAUGUCCCACUGAGAAAAGUGCACCUCUUCACCCUCAUCCAGCUCACCUGCCUUGUCCUGCUCUGGGUUAUCAAGGCCUCACCAGCUGCCAUUGUUUUCCCAAUGAUGGUCCUAGCCUUGGUCUUCGUCAGGAAAGUCAUGGAUCUCUGCUUCUCCAAGCGUGAGCUUAGUUGGCUGGAUGACCUCAUGCCUGAAAGCAAAAAGAAGAAACUGGAUGAUGCCAAGAAGAAGGCUAAGGAGGAGGAGGAGGCUGAGAAGAUGUUGGACAUAGGGGGUGAUAAGUUCCCCCUUGAAAGCAGGAAGUUGCUAAGUAGUCCUGGCAAAAAUAUCAGCUUCAGAUGUGACCCCUCUGAGAUUAAUAUAUCAGAUGAAAUGCCUAAAACUACAGUCUGGAAGGCUCUCAGUAUAAAUUCCGGAAACACAAAGGAAAAAAGCCUCUUCAAUUGAGGGUCUGCUGAGGUGGAAGAUUUGGGCCAUGAGGAGCCUCAGAGAAGCUCUGGUUUUCAAGAAAAUGGUGAGUCUCUCAGAGAAGAAGCCAGGCUGAGUCUGGCCCCGUCCUUGGUCAUCUCAAAGCCAUGCAACACGGAAGCAUCCAGUCACUCUCGGUGUGCGUUUUAGAGGACAUCCGGCUACCUUCAUGCCAGCAGCCAAGCACCAACAGGGCCACCAUCAGGACGACCUCCUGUUGCUUCCUCUCCUCAUCUUUCUCUUCACAACUGCCACCAUUAAAGAGCCAGCUUCCCAUUUUCCAGACAUUUUCUCCAAUACUCUCUGCUGGCCUGGUAAGCCACAUGAAUCCAUUCUGUCAUUGAGGUUUCCUUCUUAAGGUCCCUCUUCAUGAACGAUGACUUGGGGUGGUAGCAGAGAAACUGGAGAACGGAAGGCUCCUGGGCCCAUUGCUAGCUGCAGGCUCACGAGCAGCCUGGGUCUUGGUUCCUUUUCUAUUUGGGAAGGGGUGCUGGUUAGACCAGACACUGUCACAGGUCUGCUACCCAAGGUCAGCAUCAACAGUGGCCACCACCAGAGCUGGCAUGAUGCCACUCACCUGGGGUCAUCCGUAUCACUCCCAGAAGCAGUCAACACAAUGUUGGGAGACACUUGGAAGAUGCAGGGCCAAGUGUGAGUCAAGGAGUUUAGCUAAUUAAAGGCAACAACAAUAGGAUGAAUAUCUUUUCUUUCGUUUCCUUGACACUGGAGAAAGAGAAGGAGCCUGUUACGGGAGGAAUUGGUUUAGUGACCAGGGAAGAUUCCCUAGCUUGGGGUGUUGUUACCAGGUCUGUUUUGUCGCCUUCUGGGAAAGUUUGUGGGUAGGAAGCGGAUCAAUGUUGACUGUUUGUGGGACUGUUUGACAUUCUGCUGCUGUCUUUUGAGGCUACAUUGUUACUUUAUCCUGAGACACAAGUGCUCAUGGACAUCUCCUUAGCUGCCUGGGUAGCGAACACCACCAUCAUCACUCAAUGGACCAAAACUGCCUUCAGCCAUGUGGCUUCCUCGUCACACAGAUUUCUUUUUGUUGACAGAAGUUCUGGCUCUCAGAUGUAAAAAGCCAUGCUAAGAAAUGAACUGUAAGUGGUGAAGUCAAUAUGGACAUUAAUUUAAAAGUAUGUGUAUUAUUUUUCUGGGCCCCAGUGCUUACAGACCUCCCUUCCUCUGCGCACCGAGUGUGACCAGCAAGCUGAUCAUGUUGGCUUUCCACCUCCAUCUUUGUACACAAGACCACAUCCCCAUACACACAUCGUGUGCUUUCUUUCCCUGGGUGAAGAAGCGCUGAACCAUUUUAUUGCAGUUUGUACCCUUAGACUCUGAACGUACACUAAGGCAUCUGGUCGUUCACUGAAGACCUUUGGGUUGAGAGGAACCCUGUGUCACCACCACUUCCCUUCCAGUGAGGACCAGAUACAGGAAUGAUUUUCAAGACAUUUAACAAUUGGUACAGGACAACAUAAGCCACACAGAGCAGAUACUCUUUGUGAAACAGUGGUAGGCAUUGCUAUUCAAUGCCUGGUAUAGAUGACUGCCACUCUGCUCUCAAAUUCUAAAAUGACAUCCUUUGAAAUAUGAGUAUUGCUCCUGGUUUGUCUGAUCUCUAUACACUUUUGAGAGAGCUCUGUUCUGUUUCAGCAACAGCCCUGGCUUGCUCUGGGUACCACAUACUGGAACAGGCGGGUUCACAGAAAUCAGUGGGCAUUAAUGUCUCUGGGAGACAAAUUCUCAGAAUGUAUAUAUCAUCACUUCAGGACAGAUCUAAUCACUGCAAGCCCUCACCCAGAUCAGAAUGUUUCAGAAGCAGCUUGUCAGUGGAAAAAUUUUCUUGAUAACUUUCCGGCCCCCUCCGGCUACUUCCCUGAACUUGUGUCUUUUUCAUUGCUUUCAUCACCUGGGAACACCCUUUAUCUUGUCCCAUCUUUUUCUUCUUGAAAUCUCAUGCAACCUUUGGUGUAGGAAAAUUGGUGACUGAAGCAGUCACCUACUGCUCUGGCCUCAGUGCACCUGAGAGGCAUGUAACAGUGAGGAGCCCAUCAUGCAAGGAAGCCAGUGACAGUGUCACUGAGGAAAAGGCCUCUUCCCAAGCACCAAUGCUUGAGUCUCUCUGUACAUGUGUAGCUGCUGGGGGCGGGGAGGGCAGGGGGCUGCCUUUGUUAGCUCUGAGCAAUGCGGCUAUGGGACCUCUGGUUUUUUUCUCAUGCUGACAUUUGCUGGGACCAGAGAAGUGGUCACCUCUUCUAUGACAAGGGUAGCUUUUAGAUAUAUCUUGAGUGUUUCCAGCCACUGUCCUGACAUCCUGGUGAUGUAAACAGCAUGGAGGGAGGCCAAGAUUCAAGAACGUGUUGGUAGUGAAGCCUUGGCUCUAAGGGAAAGGAUGUAGGGUUCCUAAGUGGCCAGUUGCUUCCUGAUGACUACCAGGGAAGGGUUGCUGUUGGGGGGAGGUGAAGACCUGAAGAUGUAUACGGUGCAGCUGCCAAAUGUUUGGUUGUGUAACACACAUGCAACUUGGGAAGGGUCAGGAGGCUCCCGGCUUUACCACUUACAGCCCCAUCCCAGAGCUCCUUAAUUCAUGAAAACCUGCCUUCAUGGUAGAGGGAAAGUGAGCCAUAUCUUCCCACAAGACAAUGUGAAUGGUUGUAAUUACUCUUUGUCGGUGAUGGAACAGACUUUUAAAUUGCUUAUAAGUGUUGGAUAAAAAUCUGGCAUUGACUAAGUCGCCACCCUUCCCAAAGACUGGGGCAGUGAUGGCUGCCGUCUUCCCGUCUCCCCUCAGGACAGUCUGUGGCUUGUGAUCAUCCUGAAGGGACAGCUCCUGAUUCCACUUUAUCCUCCACCCGCUCAGCUCUCUAGAUGCCCUUCUUAGCCAGGGAAGCAGGGAUUGUCCUUGUGUCCUGUCUAGCGAUCCAAGGUUUAUAUCUGCAAGCUCAGGACUGGCUAGGGUCUCAGGCUCCUGGGUUUUCUUUAGUUUUUAAUGAGCAUCAGAGACACCAUGUCACAUGUGUCUGCCUUCGACUUUACCAGUGUCUCUGAAAGUCUUUUGCAAGAGUGACAGCACCUCCUCCUUUUAAUUUUUUUUUCAAGACAGGGUUUCUCUAUGCAGCUUUGGAGCCUGUUCUAGAACUAGCUCUUGUAGACGAGGCUGGUCUUGAACUCACAGAGAUAUGCCUG